AUGGAUGGGAUCGUCCUGGGAGGAACAGCUCGCCAAGCCCCGCCCCCAGACCCAGCCUGUUUCCCAGGGAACCUGGGGAGAAAUCUCCCCUGUUUUACCCAAGAAGGAGAAGGUGACUUAGGAGACAGGAGGAUACUUAGAACAAAAUCUCCCACAGAGUUAAGGCUUAGACUAGGAUUUGGAAAAGGAAAUCGCCUAUGGAGAGAGAACCAUGCAGUUAGUAAUAAUUAUAACGAAAAGUUGGCAUCGUCAGAAACAAAAUCUCCACUGGGCCAGGGGCUUGAAAUGAGAUUAGAAAGACAGGCUUUGCCUGGGACUUUAAGGGAGAAGGAUAAUUUAGGAGUUGAUAGGGUAUCCGAUUUCAGGGGGACACAGGAAAAAAAGCCCACCUGUGUUGUAGUUAAACCCAGCAUAGAGAUGGACUCUGUGAAGGUAGACAUUGGGCUUCCCAUAGCUGACAGGUCCAAUGAAACUAAGGAGCUAGAGCCCCAAAUGGGCUUGGUGAUUGAACCCCCUCAGAACCAGUUUGUCGAACAACCUAAAGAGAAAAAGGAGCCUGAAAACAUUGAACCAGGAGUGGAACCUCCACACUGCAUCAGACCCAUAUACUCUGGAAAAUAUUUUGACCGGACGCCUUGCUGGCCAAUUGCAGGAAAAGUUAAACCAGUUGGAUACAGAGUUGCAACUUGUCUGACUGAAAAACUUCCUAGGCUGAUUACUCCACCUGAGGCAAAAAAGUACUUCAACUUCAGAUAUCCACCUCCUGGAGAAGAAAGAAUAUUCUAUGGCAGAGCAAAUGAUCCCCAAGUUGCACCAUAUUUGACCCAUGGGAUAAGUUCUAAAAGUUCAAUAUCGGCACGCACAUUGAUAAACCCACAGCCCAUCAGCAGAUUUCAACAGCUAAUUAAAGAUAAAAAAGAAUCCCUGUAUCUUAGCAAUCAACGAGCACCAUUAGGAAGAUCUCAAGAUCAAACACCAGGAUUACCUAAAGGACUGGAUAUACUCAAUACAACAUUUGGGACAGCAGUCAUCAAAGAUUUCUCUGCUAGAGAAGUAGUGAACCCACCCAAAUCCCAUGAAGAAGUGCUUAAAGAAGGAAAUGAGGGACAUGAUUUGUAUGUUGUGACUCACAAUGAUUAUUAUGCCGGAGAAGCCAAGAACCGGAAAUAUAACACAUCAAGUUUCCAAAAGUCCAACUUAUUUGGAGUCCCAACACCACAUUAUAAUAAUGGGAAAAACAUGGCAAAAAGUUUAUAUUGGCUCCAUGAACUACAAAUGAAAAAAGGAAGUAAAAUUGUAUCCAAGAGAGUAGAUGAUUUCAAUGAAAAGUUUCAACAUAAACUUGGAAGAGUUUUAGAUCCCGUUGCAGAUACAAUGAAUAUCCCCCCAGGCUACACCUUUGGAGGCUGCCUCCAUCCUGAGAUAUAUGGAGCUGGUGAUCUUAUCCAUAAUAGGCCUUUGGCAGAAUGCCUUCGAGGGAAAGAUAGACAACGAGCUAUGAUUGCAGCCAUCCGACAUCACCUGAAGAAAUUUAAUUACCAAAACUUUGACAGUUUGCUGGAAGCCUUUCAUUAUUAUGACAAGAAUGGAGAUGCAAUGAUAGAUAAAGCAGAGCUGCUAGGAGCUUGUCACCAGGCCAAUUUACGUUUGGAUAUGAAGCUCCUGGACCAACUAUUUGACUACUGUGAUGUGGAUAAUGAUGGCAUGAUUAACUAUCUAGAAUUUGCAAAUUUUCUGAACUGGAAAGACACAUUUCUUCUUAAAGACUAUGAAAAAAGAGUCAUUAUUAAAGGUAGAAAAUCAGACUGCGCAUCUCCCAGUGAGGCUAACUCAGAAGAAAUGGAAUCAACUCUGCUGAUUCAGCCUGAAGAUCUUGUCCCAAAAGAACCAGGGAGCUCAGAGCAGACUCUGCGGACACUUCUGAGACCGAGCGAUAAAGUUUCUCACUAUUAUAAGACAACUUCUUCUGAGAUCAAUGCAGUUGUUGGAGCUGUUCCAUCUAUUUGUUACCCCAUCUUUGGUGUUCCGACCAUCCGAUCUGAUAUUCCUGUCCCACGAAUUCGUCGCGUCAGUGACAGAACAAAUUAUGGCGAAGAGGGUGAUGCUUACUCGUUACUGUAUCCUAACAUCUUUGCCCAGAAAGGAGUGUAUGAAAACGAUUUCUUCCAGACUAGAUCGAAAGAAGAGAUUAAAAAGAUACUAUGUAACAUCGGUGUCCGACUUUCUGAAGAGGAAUUUGAGUACGUAUGGAACCUGGCAUCCAAGAAACAUCACAGGGGGGAAGUGUGUGUGGAGACCAUCAGGAAUGCACUGCAUGAGCUGCAGCAGAGAGACCUGACCAAGUGCAACACAGGCCCGUGAGCUGUGCUGGAGCUCCGUGUUCAUCUAAAAUGUUCAACCCAUUCUGGCUACCGAUAUUGUCGAAGAAUUCA
Messenger RNA from Dipodomys spectabilis (banner-tailed kangaroo rat), 2432 nucleotides. It is a transcript of the gene Efhb, whose product is annotated as EF-hand domain family member B. Gene Ontology annotation, molecular function: calcium ion binding. The record is from RefSeq and is a predicted model, not a curated record. Lineage: Eukaryota; Metazoa; Chordata; Mammalia; Rodentia; Heteromyidae.